AUGAACUGGUGCCGGUGUCUGCUUCUGCUGUCCGGGGUGUUGGCGGUUUGUGGCGCACCGGGAAACGGCCAGAAUGAAACGCCAGAAGCGCGUGUGACACACUUGGACUUGCUGCGACGGUUAACGAGUCUGCGCGGGGUUGACAUUCGGAAAAAUCUUCGAUCACUGCGGGAGCUCGCCAUGCAGCACGGGCUUAUUAGGGCGAGUGGCGUGAACCGUACCAGUGUUGUGGCAAGCAGAGAAGAGCAAUCCGCCGAGAUGGAAGAAUCGUCGCAGGAGACCGCGUCUGAACCGGGUCAGGAUCUAACGGCCACCGUAGAAGGUCGUAAAAAGGGUGGCGGCGGCGGCGGCGGAAGUAACAACAUCGUUGUGGCCAAUGGUGGAGGUGGCGGCCUCGGUGGACACGACGACAUUUCCAUCAGCAUCGAAGACGGUGGCAACAAGAAGGGAAAACGGGGCAAGAAGGGCAAGAAGGGCAAGAAGCACCGCAGGCGGAAGCGUAAGGGCUGGAAGAAGCACAUGAAGAAGGCGGUCCCGAUCGGUGUGGGCAUUCUGGCGCUGAAGGCGUUACUGCUACACUUUCUGCUAAAGAAGCUGGUGAUGGCCACGGCGCUGUCGCUGCUGCUGAGCAAGAAAUCGUUGCUGGUGUCUUCGCUGAUCGCGCUCAAACUUCUGCUCCAGCAUCCGCACACGAACGACAAGAGCGAGAGCAGCAAGCUGGAGGUGGUGCAUAUUCCGAUACGCAAGGAGACCGGCUUCCACAAGAAGCACCAGCAGCAGAAGUAUGCGGCCGGCAAGCUGAAGCAACUGGCUCCACCGGCGGCCCCGGCCAGCACGGCGAAGCCAGCGAUCGCGUUCGAGCAGUUCGAGCAGUUUGUCGACCAGCACCCAAUCCAGCACGCGCACCAGCAGAUGGCGGACUUCGGCGGCAAGUACAUCCCGCUCGGUUACGAGACCAAUCACUUUCAUUUCGACGCUACACCGACCUCGUUCAAUGAGGCGCUGGGAGGUGCACAGAACGUGGACCAGUUCUUCGACGACACCGACGAGUUGCAGUUCGACCGGAAGGACGGAUGGGACGGCUGGAGCGGCUGGAAUCGCGGCGAGGAGCCCAAGCGAUACCAGGGACACGAAGCCGGUUACGGGUGGGAUGAUUACGGUCCGCAGCCCCAGGAUUAUCAACAGCCCGCGCCCGCGUCAUCGUACAACUCGUACCAGGAGCACCAACAGCAGCUGGCAUUUGCCGGCAACCGGAGCAAAUACGGAGCGGUUCUGGACGAGUAUGGCGGUGUGGCCGGUGGGCGCCAGCAGACGGUCAACAGGAGAAAGCGAAAGUUCUAA
Anopheles bellator is the source of this 1341-nucleotide messenger RNA. RefSeq lists its product as uncharacterized. The transcript has 2 exons. Bases 1 to 1341 code for a protein of 446 amino acids. The record is from RefSeq and is a predicted model, not a curated record. Lineage: Eukaryota; Metazoa; Arthropoda; Insecta; Diptera; Culicidae.